Molecule: messenger RNA, 1180 nt
Organism: Schistosoma spindalis
Lineage: Eukaryota; Metazoa; Platyhelminthes; Trematoda; Strigeidida; Schistosomatidae
Source: the annotation of a GenBank genome assembly
AUGCUAAACUUGUCUGUGAUUCGUGUUGGUUUAGAUAUGCGUAAAGUACCUGACGACCCAUAUGGUUUACAUUAUUCCGAUCAUGAAGGUGUAGCUGCAAGUUUUACUAUUACAAGAUUACGCAGUCCCGUCAAACCAGAAGGUGAAACAAUGUCAGCAAAUGAAUUAAAUCGAUUACGUGAUUUAUUAUUAGAUAUAGAUCAACAAUUAACUCGUGGCUUAAAUCAAUGUAUACAUGGUCGUUUAUUGCAUUUAACAUGGGCAAUAAUUAUAACAUUUUUAUUAGUUAUCUUAAUAUUAAUAUAUCCAACUGAUAGGUUUACAUCAAUUAUAAAAUGUUUAUUUGAAAUAAUACUUGGUAUUAUAUUAUUUACAUUAAUAUGGGGUUCAUUAAUUGGUAGAACUAUAGAAAAAUCCGGUUUAAAAAAUGCAAGACAUUCAAUUUUAACAUUAUCUUCAAGAUUAGAUAAUUCAAAUGACUUUACAUUAAUUAAAUAAUAAUUUACACCCUUUCGUUUUUUGUGUUCUUUCCUUAUAUAUAUAUUUUUCCCUCCUGUGCUUGUUUUCUCUUUUUUUUUCUCUAAAAUGAAUUUGAAUAGAAUGUGUUUAGACAAAGAAAUGUAUACCAUCGAAUUAUUAUUUCUUUCUACUUAAUCAACUCAUUGUGUGAUUGUAAUGAUGAUGUUAAGAUUGAUUUCUCUCUGUCUUUUUCUUUCUCACACACACAUACACGAUUUUCUUGUUCAUUCUCUUUUAAUUACAAACAAUUUACGGAAAUAAUAAACUGUCAUCGUAUAUCUCAUAUACCAAUUACUCAUAAUUGCUAUAUUUAACGAUGGUAAAAUUAUUGUAUUUGACACUGUGUGUGUAUUUUAAUUUUCUUUGUAAAUAUUUAGCAUGUAGGGGUUUGUUCGGUGUACCUAUAUAGACAUAUGCAGUAUUUGAAUGCAUAUUAUCAUAGUUGUAACUUUCAUUUGUCUCUUGUUUUUAUAUUGUACAUGUAUACAGAUUUAUGUUUAAUUUGAGAAAAAAAUAUUUACUCAUUUAUUAAUCAACUACUCAAUAUCUCCAUGUGUUUCUUUUUAUUUCAUAAAAAUAAAUGUAGUUAUAAUUUAUUUCAUGAAAAUAAUAAGUAAAUUAUGAUUAAUUUAAUCGAAUAAAAAUUUUUUUUUGAUUUUUU